AUGGAGACGCCACGGGAGAACAAGAGGAAGCCGAGGGUGCCCCAGCAGCAGCAGCAGGGCGAUGCGGGGGCCCGACAGACCAUCGCUGAGCAGCAGCUGAGGCAGCUCCAGGAGAAGUUCUUCCAGUUCUGUGACCCUGGAGAUGUUGCUCACAUCCAGGAAGGGACAGAGAAAGCACAUUUACCACAUGGAGAAUCUGGAGGCAGACUGGACAAGGACAGUGACGCUGAGGCCAGUGACCCACUCCAAAUGCAUUACUGGAGGCAUGUCCCCGAGGUGACAGAGGAGGAGGAAGAUGCAGGCAAUACAGGUGGGCUGCCCUUGGAGGCCACGGUGCUCUCAGAGACGCUGAAGCACGAGCUGGCUGGGGCCACGUCUCGGGCGGUGGACUCUGUUCUGAAGACUGUGUGGCCAAAGGUGGCCGGCCACCUCCUGCAGUGGCACUGCAGUCUCCCAGUGCCCACGGAAGGAGACAGGAGAGAGCAUUUUGCUUCUGGGAAAUGCAGAAAACUUCUCCCUAAGCCUCCCCCCAAGGAUAUGCUGAAUUCCCUUGGGGGAGCCCAGGCUAAGACUCUGUCAGGAGAUUCAGACAAGAGCCCAGACUCUCACCCUGGCCCCGUCAAUUCAAGAGGGGUGAGAAAACCCUGCCAGCUUGCUAGUACUGCUUAUCCACUGGGCAUGACAGGCCCUGUUCAGGACAAUCAGCUCCUUAGCCAGCUGCUGGGCUAUGGCCAGCACAACCCCUGGGGCAGCAGCUCUCGUGGGAGCCCUUCUGCUGCAGAGGGGGGCCCUCCGGAGUCCCUCGACUUGCACUGGGGAACCAUCAAACUCAGGUCAUCGGUCGUGAGGCAGCAGCAGCACCCCCUGACGCUGAGCCCUGCCAAGGUGGACAGCCUGGCGCUGCUGCCAGCUGCCAGGGCAGGCUGCAGGGAGCUGCAGCCCGCGAUGGAUGGGGCGCCCUUCGCCUCCAUCCAUAUAUCCUUUGGGGCUGAGAGAUGCUGGCAGCUGGAGGAGGCGCUGACCCCCGGCCACCUGAAGAAGGCCAAACUGAUGUUUUUCUUCACCCGCUACCCCAGUUCCACUCUGCUGAAAACCUACUUCCUUGAUGUGCAGUUCAGCCGCUGCAUCACCUCCCAGCUCAUCAAGUGGUUCAGCAACUUCCGCGAAUUCUACUACAUCCAGGUGGAGAAGUUUGCCCGGCAGGCCCUGCUGGAGGGCGUUGUGGAUGCCAAGGUGCUGAGGGUCUCGCGGGACUCAGAGCUCUUCCAUGCACUCAACACGCACUAUAACAAGGGGAAUGACUUUGAGGUCCCCACGCGCUUCCUGGAGGUGGCCAGCCUGACCCUGCAGGAGUUCUUCAGCGCCGUCAGGGCGGGCAAGGACUCCGACCCCUCCUGGAAGAAGCCCAUUUACAAGAUCAUUUCGAAACUGGAUAGUGACAUUCCAGAAACGUUUAAAUCUUCUGGCGGCUCCCAGGAAGUGCUCAGGAGCUGA
Molecule: messenger RNA, 1494 nt
Organism: Tinamus guttatus (white-throated tinamou)
Lineage: Eukaryota; Metazoa; Chordata; Aves; Tinamiformes; Tinamidae
Source: RefSeq, a predicted model, not a curated record